AUGGUUGUCUACUCCAUCCGUAUCUCUACCGGUGUCUCCUUGUCUGCGGGCUCCAUAAACAAGGUGCAUCUGUGGCUGGUCGGUCAGCAUGGUGAGGCUGCACUCGGGGACCUGCUACGACCGUUAAGGGGCAAGGAGGAAGAAUUCAAGGUGGAUGUGUCAGAGUACCUUGGGCCACUGCUGUUUGUGAAACUGCAAAAACGGCACCUUCUCCAGGAUGAUGCCUGGUUCUGCAACUGGAUCUCUGUUCAGGGCCCUGGAGAAGGAGGAGCAGAGUACAGGUUUCCUUGUUACCGCUGGGUGCAAGGCAGUGGCAUCCUGACCCUUCCAGAGGGCACUGGCCACACAGUGGUUGAAGAUACCCAGCAUCUGUUCACAAAACACAGGGAAGAGGAACUGCAGGAAAGAAUGAAGCUAUACCGGUGGGGCAACUGGAAGGAUGGUUUAAUCCUGACUGUGUCUGGGAAAAAGUUAUCUGACCUCCCCGCUGAUGAGAGAUUUCUGGAGGACAAGAUAAUAGAAUUCGAUACUUCUCUGGCUGUAGGGCUGGCAAACUUAAUUUUCAAUUUGCCUAAAAAUGCUAUGGCUUCCUGGGAUAAUCCUGAUGACUUCGACUGUGUCUUCAAGAGCAGCUACGGAAAGCUGGCUGAACGGGUUCGAGACUCCUGGAAGGCGGAUGCAUUCUUUGGGUACCAGUUUCUCAAUGGCGCCAACCCCAUGCUGCUGAGGCGCUGUGUCAGUUUUCCUGCUCGCCUGGUGUUCCCUCCUGGGAUGGAGGAACUGCAGGCCCAGCUGGAGAAGGAGCUCAAGGGAGGGACACUGUUUGUAGCUGACUUCUCCCUGCUGGAUGGGAUCAAGGCCAAUGUCAUCCAUUUUAGGCAGCAGUUCCUGGCUGCCCCUCUGGUCCUGCUGAAACUGCAGCCUGAUGGGCAACUCUUACCCAUGGCCAUCCAGCUUGAACUGCCAAAAAUCGGAUCCACCCCACCCCCAAUUUUCCUGCCCACGGAUCCCCCCGUCGUGUGGCUCCUGGCCAAAUGCUGGGUGCGCAGCUGUGACUUUCAGCUUCAUGAGCUGCAGUCCCAUCUUCUGAGGGGUCACUUGAUGGCCGAGGUCUUUGCUGUGGCCACCAUGAGGUGUCUUCCGACCAUACAUCCCGUCUACAAGCAACAGUGGGAAAUGGUAAAUAGCAAGAUGAUGUUCCAGGCCUCUGCUUGGGACAAGAAGUAA
Molecule: messenger RNA, 1227 nt
Organism: Dipodomys ordii (Ord's kangaroo rat)
Lineage: Eukaryota; Metazoa; Chordata; Mammalia; Rodentia; Heteromyidae
Product: arachidonate 15-lipoxygenase-like
Exons: 9
Coding region: 1-1227 (408 amino acids)
Biological process (GO): linoleic acid metabolic process; lipid oxidation
Cellular component (GO): plasma membrane; cytosol
Molecular function (GO): iron ion binding; protein binding; arachidonate 12(S)-lipoxygenase activity
Source: RefSeq, a predicted model, not a curated record